CCCACGCGCUUAAUGUGGCACAGUGGAAUCCAUAUCUUUACCAGCUACCCAGUCCGCGAGUUACCACAAUUCCCGCAGCUUUCGCUGCUGUAUGGAGUGAAAAUGCGGCUGGAGCCGCCUCCUUUGCUGUGCCACAUGCCGCAGACUGAUAUCGCGCGAGCGUUUGCGUUUGGUACUAAGUACUGAUCUUUCCAGCCUUACUAUCAUCACUAUUUGUUAACCAACCCGGGGAGCACUGCCUUUUCAAAAUAUUUCUCUUCCAUGUCCAUUCCGGCAGAGGCCAACAGCGGCGGCGUAACCUCCUGGAUCCCUGUAGCAAGCGUUUUUACCCCAUCAUCUGGCUCCUCUGACAUGCCCACAUCUGUGGACGACUGUUGCAUCAUACAAGGAAGACGUGUCCACGACACAGAUCAUGUGUUGCCCCUCGUUACUCCGUGGACGAUGCCUGCCACCACUGGCCCCGUUAACGGCGACUGCAUUUCUGGCGUAUCCAAAGGUAUCGUUUUGACCUACGCCUCAACGGCUUUGGCCGACACCACGGAUUGGCAGAUAGUUACGACAACUUUGACCGCUUCUACACACGUUGGAGCUAUCGCCGUAGCAGGCUACAACGCCGCACGCGCGAGCGUAACCUCUGCAUCAAGCCCUUUCGGGAGUUCUACAAGCUCUCGGUCUGCAUCUCGGUCUCCAACGUCUUCGACGGCGUCUCCAUCUCCGGCUUCUUCGACUGUGUCUCACUCUCUAGCUUCUUCGACAGCAUCUCCAUCUCCAGCUCUUUCGAAUGGUGUCAACCCUCCGAUAUCUUCCCCUACUCAAGCCACCACUCAAGCCACCACUCCAGAUGACGGAAUGUCAACAGGCAUAAAAGUAGGAAUUGGACUGGGUGUCGCUCUUGGGGCGAUUGGUAUCGCUGCUCUGGUCAUCGCAACGAUCAUGCUUCGGCGUCGAAGCGAAAAGAAGUCAAAUGACUCUAACGCAGCAGCAUCAGUCUAUGAGAGUGGGAAUAAACCCGUCAGCACAUUCCACGACGCCCCGCAGCAAUAUGCUCAACAUGAUAAUCCCAUUUAUGAGCUUCACAGCCACAGCAUAGCUCAAGAAUUGGCUUCUAAGGAGGCACGCUCGCCAGUAGAGAUAGGAAAUCAUGGUAGUUGAGAGAUUAGCGUCAUUUCAAAGUCUAGUGUUACCUAGGUAGUGUUGGGCUGUGUACCCUCGAUUUGGCUCAUAUGCUUAGUAACCGGGACGAAUGAUUGUGAACUCCAUGGAAAGCGAUAUAACAUGGCAGGUUUGGGGUUACAAUCGAAUACAAAUCCUUGCUCAAUAUCGUUCGCCUUUGACUGAAUGUGACGCGCGGCUGAGAUUCGACUCUGGCAACAAAAAUGGAAUAUGAGGAGAGUACUGGAGGGUAUGGCGACAAAAAGGACUUAGGACACCAACUAGGAGCAGCUUCUACCUCCAGAGGGAAUAGAGGGAUGUAGUAUCUGUUGAUGCCUGAGAGCUGACAUACUAUCUGGGCGCAUAUUGGCAAUCGGCCAACUUGGAUGAAUCCAUCAUCGAUAAACAUUGUUGGCAUAUUCUUUGCGGAGCAGUGUGAACCAGUCUGUGCAAGCCACAUCAAGGUUGGGGUAUUCAUGAAACUAUUG
Mytilinidion resinicola is the source of this 1640-nucleotide messenger RNA. RefSeq lists its product as uncharacterized. The transcript is spliced from 3 exons. The record is from RefSeq and is a predicted model, not a curated record. Bases 262 to 1152 code for a protein of 296 amino acids. Lineage: Eukaryota; Fungi; Ascomycota; Dothideomycetes; Mytilinidiales; Mytilinidiaceae.